UUUGGUUAGUUAUUUGUUUUUCCAUAACACAUUCCGUACACUCUGUUCCCUCUGAAUGUCAGCUUGGUUCCGUUACAUCCAGCCGGCCUACAUGUAGGAGAGAUCUCCCCAGCUCUCUCCUCGUUUCAGCGGAAAUCCUCGUCUUCGUCCUCGUCGUCCUCGUAUCCCUAGUCCCUAGCUCCUCUCCUGACGCCCCCGCGAAGCCUCCCAAGUCGUGAAAUCAUUCCGGCGGCGGCGAUGGGAUUGGACUGCUGGGACAAGAUGAGGGUUCCUCUCAGGAACCUGUGGAUCGAUGUCGCUACGCGUCUUGGUGUCCGCAACCGCGGGUUGCUGAAGCUCCGACAGGAUGUGAGGAGAUGCGAGUACGACGAUGUCCAUGUGAUGUGGAACAUGCUGAAGAAAAAUGAAACCGAGGCGGCAGCCCUGAGCCCUAAGAGGAGGAAGAAGCGAUCGUUCUGGAGCUUCUUCGAUUGGGCCCGGUGCGCUCCCAACCUCCGCCACUAGCUCGAUCGCCUAUAUCCACACCUAUAUCCAUUAAGAUGUCGUAUAUACUUCUUUUGUCGCUGUCUCCGAGCCGGCAAGGAAUCAGAGCGAAAGAAAGAGCAGAAGUACCGAUCACUUGUCGAUAUAUUAGACUUAUACUUCUCAUUCGUCAGGAUGAGACAUUGGAGCAAUGCACGUCAACGCGAUGCCUCAUCGUCCCACAUAUAUAUUAGCCGUAUAUAGUAACAUAAUUCUUCUUGCAGUACCUUGCUCCCAAAAAUGAAAAAGAAAAAAAAUCUCGACGUGCCUAUAUCAUGUAUACGUCGUGCCGUUACUGGGAUUUCGAUGAUCACAUGAUUAAUUGAUGAUGCUCUUUGGAUGUAUUUUUGUUUAUAGCAUAUGUAUACUUCCUCCUUGUUCA
Messenger RNA from Punica granatum (pomegranate), 904 nucleotides. The record is from RefSeq and is a predicted model, not a curated record. Lineage: Eukaryota; Viridiplantae; Streptophyta; Magnoliopsida; Myrtales; Lythraceae.